AUGAACUUCCUAAAUUCACUCAAAACCGCUAGUCUAGCGCAUUUUCAUAAUUCAUUCACCACAAGACUAAUAAAACCAUCAUUACUCACAAGGUCAAUUUCCACAUCUAUCCCUUUAUCAUCAUCUACAUCCAAGAACAAAAUAAAGAACUAUGACAAAUAUUAUAAAAUCUUGAAAUAUACAAAAUCAAUAGAUGAAACUGAAUAUCAAGUAGGACAAUCACAUCCUAGUGGUUUAAGAAUUCCAAAAGAAAUCCCAGAAUUUCCAAAAUAUAAAUAUGAAACACGUUUUUUUAAGAGACAAAAUAGAGGAUUAUACGGAGGAUUACAACGUAAAAGAUCUAAAACAUGUUCAGAAUAUUUUAAUAAGAAUUUGAGAAGUCAUGUACCAAAUAUUAGAAGAGCUAAAUUAUGGUCUGAAAUAUUGAAUAAAAAAAUAAAUACAAGAGUUUCAACAAGAGUUUUAAGAACUUUAACUAAAGAAGGUGGUUUAGAUGAAUAUUUAUUGAAAUCAAGUCCUGCAAGAUUUAAAACCAUGGGAUUAUUAGGUUGGAAAUUAAGAUAUCAAUUAAUCAAUAAAUUAGAACAAAAUGAAAGAGGAUUUGAUACUAAACAAAAACCCAUUACUUUUAUCCAUAAUGAUGGUCGUAAAUUUAUCAAAUCAAAAGAUGAAUUAUUAAAUGUAUUAUAUGAUUAUGUUCAAAAAGAUAGUUAUUAUCCUGUUCCACCUAAAAUUUUUGUGAAAGAAUAUGGCUAUUUAUCUAUAAAAGAUAUUGUAAAUAAAUUAGAUUCCUAUAAUCAUGAUUUUAGUGGAUCAAUCUUGUAA
Messenger RNA from Lodderomyces jiufengensis, 825 nucleotides. RefSeq names its product mitochondrial 54S ribosomal protein bL28m. The transcript has a single exon. The coding region runs from base 1 to 825 and encodes 274 amino acids. The record is from RefSeq and is a predicted model, not a curated record. NCBI's taxonomy places the organism in Eukaryota, Fungi, Ascomycota, Pichiomycetes, Serinales, Debaryomycetaceae. Gene Ontology annotation, cellular component: mitochondrial large ribosomal subunit. Gene Ontology annotation, molecular function: structural constituent of ribosome.